AUGCUUGCUGCCAAACAAGGACACGUCGAUGUAGUAAAAACCAUGUGUCGCGUAGGUGCUCCAUGGUGGACCCUCUCUCAUUCCAAUCUCUCCGUUGGAGACUUCACAACGGAUGGCAGUCAACAAGAUGCCUUUGAGAUUCUGCUUAUUAUUGGUACUUCGUCAGUCAACAAGAUGCCUUUGAGAUUCUGCUUAAUACUGGAUUCAAAAUGGGUCUUGUGGAUACAACUAUAUCGCCUGUGGUACGACCAUCCGAGCAAAGCCGUCGACUGGUUUAUUAAAAAAGCUAAAGCCGCCAUUGAUGAACUCGCCGAGCUUCCAACUUGGAACCCCACUUCCACCACCACCACCACUAACACCGGCGUCGUCACAAAUUCAACUUCAAAUUUGAAUUUUGAGCAACACCAAAAUGAUUGUAUUAUUGAUAAUCAAAUGAGUAACGUCCAAAAUUCAAGCUUUUUACCUCCACCUCUUAAUUCAAACUCCAUUGUUGAUACGAUUAAGUCGGGUUUUUUUUUUCGAUGGGUGGCUCCUUAA
This is a messenger RNA of Lactuca virosa, 537 nucleotides long. Lineage: Eukaryota; Viridiplantae; Streptophyta; Magnoliopsida; Asterales; Asteraceae. The record is from the annotation of a GenBank genome assembly.